Diabrotica balteata is the source of this 717-nucleotide messenger RNA. The record is from the annotation of a GenBank genome assembly. Lineage: Eukaryota; Metazoa; Arthropoda; Insecta; Coleoptera; Chrysomelidae.
AUGACAGUACACGGCGAACAAGUCAGACUUUUUAACAAACACAAAGCGGAUUUAAGGGCUGUUGCAGCCCUACCUUCCCGUAAAGUCACUUUGUGGGCUAAAGAAACUACGGUUAUACCUCCCCAUCAUUUAGGUCAUAUCACACUACAUAGUGAUCAAAAGAGUGGCGACAUUUUUGUUGACUUGCAGCAUAGACCGUGGCCUUCCCAAUUUCAUGUCAUUCCUCGUUGUAUCCUGAAUCUAGAUGAAGACUCUGUUCUACCAAUUUUCAAUGGUUCAGACAAACCAGUGGAGUAUUUGAAAGGUGCCGUGGUGGCCAGAGGUUUCAAUUGCCAUGAAGUGCAAGAUUUACCAUAUUUAGAGUGCUUAGCUACUUCUACUUCUAUUAUACGUAAAUUGACAUUUGAAGACGUCAAUGUCAAUGAAAUUCUGAGUGCUGAAUACACGGAACAAUUACUGGAUAUUCUUAAUCAAUAUCCCGAAUGUUUUGCCAACAGCAUUGAGCAACUAGGUGAAAGUACCACCACGAAAAUGACCAUAAAAUUAGCCGACGAUGUUCCUAUAACAUACAGACCCUAUCGACUCUCCUACUCAGAACGUGGAAAAGUACGUGACGUAGUACAAGAACUUUUAGAUAAUGACAUUAUCCGUGAAUCUAAUUCACCAUACGCAAGCCCGAUACUACUAGUCAAGAAGAAAAAUGGAGAUGAACUAUAG